Eremothecium gossypii ATCC 10895 is the source of this 630-nucleotide messenger RNA. It is a transcript of the gene ERP4, whose product is annotated as Erp4p. The transcript has a single exon. Gene Ontology annotation, cellular component: Golgi apparatus; endoplasmic reticulum-Golgi intermediate compartment; endoplasmic reticulum. The record is from RefSeq and is marked provisional. The coding region runs from base 1 to 630 and encodes 209 amino acids. Gene Ontology annotation, biological process: endoplasmic reticulum to Golgi vesicle-mediated transport; intracellular protein transport; Golgi organization. Lineage: Eukaryota; Fungi; Ascomycota; Saccharomycetes; Saccharomycetales; Saccharomycetaceae.
AUGUUGUACCCUGUUGUGUUUCUCAUCGGCCUAUUGUCGGGCCUGGCGGCGGUAUCCGCCGACUUCUCCACGCGCACUCCAAUGUCGGUAAUGCUUCCUGCAUUCUCCAGAGAGUGCGUAUACUUUGACCUGAAAGAGGGCCAAGACCAUAUCCUGAUGUCGUACCAGGUUUUGACGGGCGGGAACUUCGAGAUCGACUUCGAGAUCACUGCGCCCGAGGGCAACGUGAUCGGCUCAGACACACGCAGCAAGUACGGAGACUUCCACGUCUACUCGUGGGGCGUGGGUCAGUACUCCUUCUGCUUCACCAACUCGUACGGCACUGCGCUGAAGAAGGUGGAGUUCACCCUCGGACUCCAGGAACAAGAACGCAAGGUCGAGAAGGAGGACCCGGAGGAUCUCCUCGCCCUCGACUCCAUCGACGAGAUCAACCGGAACUUUGACCACAUCACAAAGAUCAUGGCCUACCUGCGUGCGCGGGAGUGGAGAAACAUGUCUACCGUUAAGUCUACCGAGUCUCGUCUAGUAUGGCUGUCUGUUCUCACCGCGCUUGUCAUGAUUGGCGUCAGCGCCGGCCAGUCCAUAAUGGUCCAGUUCUUCUUCAAAGACAGACACAGGAACUACGUAUGA